AUGCAUGUCUUUCAAAACGGGUCCGUCAACGUAAGUUUCCGUCGAGGAUUUGAUGAUAAUAUGAUAAUAUUGGCUUGAUUAUGACAGUUAUUAAGUUUUUUUGAAACUUACAAGUAGAGCAAGGUCUUUUUUGGUGUGUUAGACAAGUUAUAGUAGGAAAUCUGAUAAAACUUGGUUAGGAAAUUAUAUUUUGUUGGCUUAUACGUAACAUAAAGUAAAAGAAAAAUGAUUGUCUUUUAGUUUUUUAGAUACUUUAUGGUAUAAAAUUUGAUAAAACAAUGUUUUUUAAAGCUUUUUAUUAAGCUGAACCAGAAGUAGCGGGACACUUUUCAUUUAUUGUUCAACAAAAGAGUGUCCUACUACUUUUGGUUCAACCUAAUAGUACUAAAACAAACUUUCUUUCAACUGUUUUGACAUUAAAACAAGGUUUUUCUAGCUUUUCCUUCAUGUUAUAGUAGAAAAAGUAGUUUCUUUAUGAAGGUAUUAGCUUGAAAAUGGCAUUUUUUGAUUCUUACUGAACUUACAUUAGAAGAAAAAAGGUGUUUUUAAGCCUAGUAACUCAAUUUUAUAAGCCAUAAAAGCUUAAAACUUAUCUUACAAACCUUAAAUCUAAAAUAUCAGGCGUUGACAUAAAGAAUCCGCCAUUUUUUACAAGAAACUACAGGAAAAGUAUGGCGGGUUCUUUAUGUCGGCACCUAAUACUUGAUACAAACUAGAAUACUAAAAAUAAUGUAAAGGUUAAAAGGUGAUAGAAACUCAGAAUUUUUAAAGUUCAUAGAGUCUAGUACAACAUCUGUACAGCUUCUUAGAUAUAGUGAACCAGUGACUAAACAUGGAUGAUUAUUACUCUUCAUACUAACACAACUUCUGUCUUUGGGCGUCGCUAGGGCAACGGAUGACCUUUUCUAAAAUUUUUUUUAUUAGCUGCUUUACCACGCCCGCUGCAAAAAAUUUUUCUUUGUGUUUUAUCCUUUUCGAAUCACAUUUUUAAAAAAUUUUUAAAAAAUUUUUUUGACUACCCCCCUAUCAAAAAAAAUUUUUUAUACCCCACCCUCUUUUAACAAUGUAUUUUUUUGAAAAUUUAUAAUUUUUUGAUUAAAAACCCUUAGCGACGCCCACACCAGUCUAAGAAGUACCCACUUCUACUCUCUUCUGACCCCCCAAUUACUAAUUUUCAAAUUACCAUGCCCUUUUUAGGUUUUAUCGUUGGGUGCGGAUGUACUGCCCGAGUACAAGCUACAGCAGGCGCGAAUACACCAUUGCACGAUUGUACAUUAUAGCCCCUUCAAAGCGGUAUGGGACUGGAUCAUAUUGCUCCUGGUCAUCUAUACCGCCAUCUUCACGCCGUAUGUGGCCGUGUUUCUGCUCAAAGAGGUGGGUAAAAUACGUUCAAGGAAACUUUUGCGUUUUUAUAAUUUUAUAAUAGAUUAUGGUAGAGUAAGUUACGGUAGAGUAUGUUACAGUAAGCUAAGAUAGGGUAGGGUAGAAUAGAGCGAGUUUCGGUAGAUUGAGUUACUGUAGAGUUAGGUAGGAUAGGGUAGGGUAGGGUAAGGUAGGGUACGGUACGGUACGGUAUGGUAGGGUACCGUAAGGUACGGCAAGGUAGGGUAGGGUAGAGUAGGGUAGGGUAGGGUAGGGUAGGGUAGGGUAGGGUAGGGUAGAGUAAGGUAGGGUAGGGUAGGGUAGGGUAGGGUAGGGUACGGUACGGUACAGUAGGGUACUAUACGGUACGGUAAAAUAAAAAAUUUCAAAAUUUCAGAACCAGGACCACCAACGAAGGGGCCGCUUCGAAAGCACGCUGGACCUGGCCGACCUUAUCGUAGAUAUCAUGUUCAUCGUGGACAUAAUCAUCAACUUCCGCACCACCUACGUCAACGAGAACGAGGAGGUGGUGUCGGAUCCGCACAAAAUCGCCAAACAUUACUUUACCGGGUGGUUUAUAAUUGACAUGAUCGCCGCCGUUCCCUUCGAUCUGCUGUUGGCUAGUAGUGAUGAAGCCAAUGUAAGUUCAGAAAUAAAACCUAGAAGCCUAAGAAUAUAAGCCUAAGCCUAAACCCAACUUUUUCAGACAACAACACUAAUCGGGUUACUAAAAGCAGCACGAUUACUGAGGUUAGUACGAGUAGCACGAAAGUUGGAUCGGUAUUCGGAGUACGGCGCGGCCGUACUCAUGUUACUCAUGUCAACAUUCGCUUUGAUUGCCCAUUGGCUGGCCUGCAUAUGGUACGCCAUCGGCAGUCAUGAACUGCCACACAAAGAAAUCACAUGGCUACAUCAACUUGGUAAGUUAAGAGAAAAAAAUUUUUGGGCGGGGUAAAUUUUUAGGGGGAGGGAGGAGGUUAAAAAAUAAUUUUUCAGACAAGUUUUUUAAUAAACGAAGUCAGUUAAAACUUUUUUUUAAAAAAAAAUUUUUGUUUGGGUAGGCGUGGGUGGGCGGGGUAAUUUUUUUUUAAGUUUUCAAAGAAAUUAUUAGAUUGGAAUUGAAAAAGGAAGGUCUCAUUUUAUGUUUCUACACAAAAAAUAUUUUUUAAAGGGGUGGAUAAUUAAAUUUUUUUAAAUUUUUUAUUUUUUUAGCAAAAAACCUCAAUGAACCGUAUAUAUCGAGGAACGGCACAAUGCCAACGGGUGGACCGUCUCUACAUUCGCGUUACGUGACGGCGCUUUACUUUACACUGUCGACUAUUACCUCAAUCGGUUUUGGCAAUGUUUCGGCCACGACCGACGCCGAGAAAAUCUUCACUAUUGUUAUGAUGAUUGUUGGAUGUAAGUGGUUUUUUGUUUUAGGGGGUUUUCUAGAGAUUUUUUGAGCAAAUGAGACUUGUGUGCGAGCUAGAGCUAGAGCUAAAGCUAGAGCUAGAGCUAGAGCUAGAGCUAGAGCUAGAGCUAGAGCUAGAGCCAGAGUCAGAGUCAGAGUCAGAGCUAGAGCUAGAGCUAAAGCCAGAGCCAGAGUCAGAGCUAAAGCUUUUAGCUAAGAGCUAGAGCUAGGGUUAGUUUGUAGGUUUAGAAAUUGGUUUUUAGGUACUUUUUAACUAAAAAAUGUUGUUUUAGACACUUAUAUAGCUUAGAAACUUUUUUUAGUACUGUUUGACCUAUAAAAGAACUUGGUGUAGAUAGUUCUGAACCUGAAAAAAUUGUUUUUUGAAACUUUUUGGCCUACAAAGCUUGAUUUAUGUACUUUUUUGGUAAUAAACAUCUUUUCUAGCGAAGUUUUGACCAAAAAAACUUUGUUUUAUGUAGUUUUUUGAGUCUCGAAGACGGUUUUUCGGUAUUUUUUAAUUAAACAAGCUGUGUUUUAAAUCAUUUUUAAGCUAAAAAAGCGUUUUCUUGUCGAUUUUCGGACUAAACAAGGCAUUUUGUGGCUCAAUUUUGAACUAAGGAAACGUUUUUUAAAACUUUUUUGACCCGCCAGUUUUAGUUUACCUAAUUUUGACCAUAAAGUUCCUCUUUUGUUCUCUCUUCUCUUCUUCUACCCACUUAUUGACCUUAUAAUAUAUUAUUCGUUUUCAGCGCUCAUGUACGCCUCUGUGUUCGGUAACGUAUCAGCUAUUAUUCAGCGUCUGUACAGUGGUACCGCACGGUAUCAUACCGAGCUGUCGAGGCUACGAGAAUUUAUUAGGUUUCACCAAGUGCCAAAUCCCCUAAGGCAGCGGUUGGAAGAGUACUUUCAGCACGCUUGGUCUUAUACCAAUGGUAUUGACAUGAACACGGUGGGUUGAUUUUUUGGGUUUGGGGUAGAUUUUUAAAUUUUUUUAAUUCAAAAAUUUUUUUUUUUAAUUUUAAAAUUACGAAGUUUUGAAUUUUUUAAAUUUUGAAAGUUUUUAAUUUAAAAAAUUUGAGUUUUUAUCAAUGUUUGUAAAGAAAUGUCAAUAUCGAUUACAUUUUUUGCGACAACGAAAUGUCAAUAUUGAUUAAGUUUUUUUCAAUGACAAAAUGUCAAUAUCGAUUUUCUAUAACUUUACCUAUGUUGACAUUCCAGGUGCUCAAAGGCUUCCCCGACUGUCUACAAGCCGACAUAUGCCUACAUUUACAUAGGAAUCUGCUCAACAGUUCACCCGCCUUCAAAGACAUCUCACCCGGCUGUCUGAGAGCGUUAUCACUGAGGUUUCGGACCACUCACUCACCGCCUGGGGAUACGUUGGUUCAUCGUGGUGACAUCUUGACUGGCCUCUUUUUUAUUGCCCGAGGGUCGGUCGAGAUUGUAGAUCAACAUGAUCAAGUCGUUGGGAUAUUGGGUAGGUAUUACAUUGUGUAAUGUAUAAGGCUAGGUUUGAGGAGGUUGGGGUUUGAGUUAAGGUAGGGUAAGCAAGGGUUUAUGGCAUUUUUGAAGCAAAGGCUAUUUAUAAAUGGUUUGGCAAGGAAAAAUAUUUUAAGGGCAGGGCAUUUUUUUUAAGAAAAGGUAGUUUUUUAAGGGUAGGCUUGGGUUUUUAAAGAGUUAUGGGAUUUUUUUUGGUUGGGCAGAAUAUUAUAUUAAAAGUAGGGCAAAGAUCGGAAACAUAUAUAAGCUAGGGCAAGUGAAAGAUAGGGAUCUGGGCUUUGCGUUUUAGUUUCUAGGCUAGGGCUAAAGUUAAUGCUAGGACUUGGGCUAGGGCACUAAGCUGUGGCUCAGGACUAGGGCUCUGGGCUAGGGCUCUGGGCUAGGGCUCUGGGCUAGGGCACUGGGCUAGCGCAAGAGCAAAAACUAGGGCUAGGGCUGAGGUUAAGUAUGGUAGACACGUACGAACAUAACAUCUGAAUUCUUAUCACAACUUUUAUUUUCAGGAAAAGACGACGUCUUUGGCGAAAACCCAGUCUACUACGACGACGUAGGGAAAGCCUCAUGCUCAGUCCGAGCCCUAACUUACUGUGAUUUACAUAAAAUCGUCCGAGACGACCUACUCGACGUUCUGGAGAUGUAUCCCGAGUUCGCGGAGAGUUUUUGUGAGAAACUGGUGAUAACACACAACCUACGUGACGUCAGGUUGAGUUCGAAGGAAGGUGGAGGGUUCAGGAAACGAAUGGCUAGCCAAAGGCAUAAAGUGCUACGGAUGUCGUCGUCACAUCGGGAGAAUCAAUGUGAAGAUGUUAGGGCUUACAGUAGUCAGUUUAGGAACGCAGAUGAGCCUCAGAUGGUCAAUGAGGCUACGAAUGUACCGUCACCGCAGAGUGAUAAGGGUUCAGGUAGGCGGAGAUGCAUUUUGUACUUUUUUAAUUUUUAGUGUCUAUGAUAGGAUGUCUAGUACUGUAAUCAGGGUUAGUGGGGAACUGGUCUUUGUAGGGUAAUUUAAGGGCUUAGGAAGAGUACGGUAGGCACAGUUGAGUAGGGUAGGCACGGCAGAGUACGGUAGGGUCAGGAAAGUGUAUAGUAGGGCAGAGUAAGGUUCUGUAAACUAAGUUAAGUGUACUGUAAGAUAAUUUAGGGUAGGGCAGGGUAGGUUAGAGUAGGGUAGGGUAGGGUAGGAUAGGGUAGGGUAGGGUAAAGUAGGGCACCGUAAGGUACGGCAAGGUACGGUAGGGUAGGGUAGGGUAGGGCGAAGUAAAGUAGACAAUAACUACCAAUAGCCGUAUAAUAACCUAAAACUUAUUUUCAGUCUAAAAUACAGUAAUCUAAUGCGUGUGUUUACCGCAAAAACCCAAAAUACAGUAGCUUUUUAACCUUCUGUCAUUCCUAACCGUUUGUUUUGAAGAUAACACGUUGGAACGAGUGAAACGAAGCCUAAACCAGCUUAGUUUUGAGAAUAACAACAACCCCAAUAGCCCCAAGACUAAUAAUGGUACGUUUUCCUCAUUGUAGUGUGGUUAUUACACUCACAUUCGUUAAUAUUUGGCACGUUUGGGGUAUAAUUUGUUUUGUAUUUUGAUAUCGAUAGUGAUUCAUAGGGUGUUGUCUUCUCUUACUAUUAGCUAAAGGUAACUUACGUCUUGUAAAACAUAUUGUAGUAGAAAUAAAUUAAAUUUUGGGUACUGUGUUAGUACUAGCUGUACUGUGCAUGGAGUAGAAAAAAAAUAUCUUGUUGUACGUUUUUGGUUUUUGCAAUUUUUUGUGAGUAGCGUACUGUUAUAUGUAGGUAUAAUAGUAUAUACUGUGACAUUUUAUAUGUUGUUAUGGUACGUUUAAUGUUUGUUAUGUACAAUGUGCUUUAAUAUUGUCUGUGGAUAGUAAAUAUGCUUUACUACACUACCUAGCCCUGCACAAGCUUUAGCCCAAAGCCCUAGCCCAAGUCCAGAGCCCUAGCCCAGAGCCCUAGCCCAAAGCCCUAGCCCAAGUCCAGAGCCCUAGCCCAGAGCCCUAGCCCAAAGCCCUUGCCCCGGUCUUAGAUCUAGGACCUAGCCCUACUAGACAUGAGGAAUGUCGGGCCCGGACCGAUCAAAAUUUUGCUCAAAGCCUGCCCGCGUUAAAUUUGGGCCAGGCCCGACCCCUUCCUCAUGUCCUAAGUCCUGCCCUUUCUUUCCCUUACUUUACCUUUUCAACACCCUUGCCCUACUCAUGUAUAAUACAUACCCUACCCUACUCAGCUUUUCUGAGUAUGGUAUUACAUGAACAUCUUACUCUACUCAGUUUUUCUUUAUCUUAACGUGCUGUGACUACUUCACCUCAUGUGCACUUUUUCCUACUGUACUAACAGCACUCGUACUACCCACACUGACAUUUUUUCUCCCUCCAGGUCAUCCCCCAGUAACUCAACGUACCUCCGCCGAUUCCCGUAGCUUUGGCGAAACGGAACCGCUUUUACUGGUCGAUGCUGAUGUGCUGGAUUCGAGGCCACAAAGCCUGCAACUUCGGACGGAUCGGCCGCAUCCUCGCCUUUCCCCCACGCCUAGUAGCGAAAAAUGUAAAUUUAUGUUUUGUGAAGAGGAGAUACUAACAGGCUUUUUUAUAGUUGCUAAAGUUUUUUUGGCUAGUUUUUGAAAUUUUUAGGCUUGGACAUUAAAAAAUUUUUUAAUUUUUCUGACCAAUUUUCGUGGUUUUUCCACUAUUUUUAGCUAAAUUUUUUGUAAGAAUUUUGUUAUUCUUUUUGAUUGUUAGGUCUGACUUGAGGUUGUCUAUAAGAUUUAUCGUUUCUUAAAAUCCAAGCUAUGAUUACUACUCCGUAUUUUACUAACUUGUUUUAUCAUUUCAGGGCAACAUCGAGCAGUGACCUUCGCUCGAGAGAUCGAUGACAGUCGAUACAACUUCCUCAGUCAACGGCUGGACAACAUUGAGGGGUAAGCCUUUUUUAUUUACAUAUAGUACUAUAUGUAAAUCAUAGCACUAUAGAGCACUAUAUGUAACUCAUAGUACUAUAGAGCACUAUAUGUAACUCAUAGUACUAUAUAGUGCUAUAUGUAAGUCAUAGUACUACAUAGUACUAUGUGUAAUUCAUAGUACUAUACAGUACUAUAUGUAUCUCAUAGUACUGUAGACUACUAUAUUUAAGUUAUAAUACUAUAGAGUACUAUAUGUAAGUCAUACUACUUAAUAGUACUAUAUGUAAGUCAUAGUACUAAAUAGUACUAUAUGUAAGUCACACUACUUAAUAGUACUAUAUGUAAGUCAUAGUACUAAAUAGUACUAUAUGUAAGUCACACUACUUAAUAGUACUAUAUGUAAGUCAUAGUACUAAAUAGUACUAUAUGUAAGUCAUACUACUUAAUAGUACUAUAUGUAAGUCAUAGUACUAAAUAGUACUAUAUUUAAGUCAUAGUACUAUGUAGUAUUAUUUGUAAGUCAUUGUACUAUACAGUACUAUAUGUAUGUCAUAGUACUAUAAAGUAAUAUAUGUAUCAAAAAUUGAACUUUUUUGAAAAAAAUAUUUCAGUGAAAAGGGAGGGUACUUCUAAUUUUUUUUAUUUUUUUUUCAACUUUCAGGCAUUUAUCGCAAAUGCAAAACAAGAUGAACACGGAUUUCGAGGAAAUCAUUCGACUACUUCGGCUCUCCGGCGCUCUCAGUACGGCUGCCAGUAGUAGUGGUAAGUAAAAAAUCUUAUUUUAAAAAAAAUUUAAAACUUCCAUUUUAUUUUACCUUGUAUUUAAAAAAAGGUACAGUUCACCCAUUUUCAGCGGGCAGUUCCCAUCUAAACGCCCUGACAAUAGACCUCAAUGAGCGAAGUGGUGCGACUUCAUCUCUCUCUGGGCCGACGUCACGGAACGGUGACUUGGACCAGAAUUCGACUAGCCGAAGUCAUUUGGGAAAGGUUGGGAAUUGCACACAGGUAAGGACUACCACACCUUAGGUACUCUACCCUACCCUAUUCUAUUUUACCCUACCCUACCCUACCCUUCCUUACCCUACCCUAUUCUAUUCUACCCUACCCUACGCUACCCUACCUUGUCCUACACAUCUUGCAGCAUCCAUUUGCAUUCCUCAGCUUACAGUACCUUACUACCCUAAUCUACGCUUUCAUGACCCUACCUCGCUCUACCAUGCCUACCGUAAUCUUUCUAAGCCCUUAUGUUACACUACCAAAACCAGUUUCCUACUAUACCUUACUUUACCUCACCUUACCCUCCAACACCUCACCCCACUUUAGAAAUUACAGUAACCUCAAGAUUACAGCGCCCCAACACCCUCUCAGCCCAAAGUGAAGACCGAAUGCCAUUACUACCGGAGACCUCGUUAUCACCACCCGAUCUGAAUCCCAAGUUCAUGCCGAUGAGUGUACUACCGAGUGAACUGAGUCCAGCUGGCUCGGCCGGUGAUCGUCGUUCCUUGUAUCGUUCCACGUCACGAGAGCCCACCCAGAGCUCGGACCCUGACGCGGUUUGUACGUUGGCUUCGCCCGACGAUGAUACAUCGCUAUAA
This is a messenger RNA of Bursaphelenchus okinawaensis, 8759 nucleotides long. NCBI's taxonomy places the organism in Eukaryota, Metazoa, Nematoda, Chromadorea, Rhabditida, Aphelenchoididae. The record is from the annotation of a GenBank genome assembly.